Messenger RNA from Microcebus murinus (gray mouse lemur), 5866 nucleotides. The record is from RefSeq and is a predicted model, not a curated record. Lineage: Eukaryota; Metazoa; Chordata; Mammalia; Primates; Cheirogaleidae.
AUGCAAUAGUGUUAUUGUGUUUGUACUAUGUUUUCUUCGUAUGUUUUUAUUUUGUUGAUUUACAACAUAUCCAGUUUUUAUAGAGCAUUGAAGACCAAACCUAUAGAAAACAUCAAGUGUUUUAGUUUUGAUUUCUAGCAGAGCCUGAGAUUAGAUCCUUGUGGAGUGAUUUAGUGAGCAAGUGUCCUCAGGAGAAGAGCCUGGAGUCAUUAGGACAGGACAGGGGAUCCAGCUCAGCAAGGGUGUGUCUUAGCUGGAGACAAGCUUCCAACUGAUCCCACAAAACAGUUCUAGGGCAACCCUGUCCAAUAGAAAUAUAUUGCAUGCCAUAUAGGUAAUUUUAAAUUUUCUAGUAGCCACAUUUAAAAAGGUAAAAAGAAACAGAUGGUUUAGACACAUUUUAUUUGAACCAAUGCAUCCAAAAUAUUGUCAUUUAAGCAUGUAUCAAUGUUAAACAUAUUGAUGAGAUAUCUUAUGUUCUUCCUAUGUACCAAAUCUGAAAUCCAGCGUGUGAACAGCAUAUCUCAUUUCACAUGCUCAACAGUCACGUGCAGCUAAUGAAGACCAUAUCCAAGGGCACACUAUAGAGCAGUGGUCCCCAACCAGAACUCUACACCCACAGAGUCUAAAGUUGUGCACAUGGAAAGUAUCAAUUCCCUGAAUGUGAAUGAUAAUGAGUUGCUGCUUCCAGUUGUCUGCAUUAGACACAUAUAUUUCACAUAUUAAGGACUCAGCACCAUGUAAUGGCCAUUUAAGUAUAUAUUGCAUAUUGAAGGAUAGUACUCCAUCCCCUUGCAGGGUGUCACAUUCAAGCUCAUGACUCACUGCAUUUACAAAGCACUAUUUUAUCACAUUUCAUGGUUCUGCAUACUGUGGGAGGUGGUAGGACUAAGAGAUUUCUUGGUCAUAUGCCCACUGCUUUACCUCCUUUGCUGUACAAUGGAUUCCUUGGAAUGAGGUGCUGUUAUGCAGGAUCCUAAUAGUGUAGAAAUUCUUUGAGUUUUUGGUAAUAGUACUUGCUGAAAUACUACAGACAGGAAAGGCAGGUGCUAACUUGGAAUAUGUGUCUAUCCUGUCCAAGAUUACAUAUUAGUUGGAAGAAUGGAAGGGAUCUGAUAUGACCAGUUUUUCAGCAGCUACUAGCUGAUACAGACCUUCUGGGAGAUAGUGUCCGCAUUGGUCCCUGAUGACGGUGUGACAGACAUUUGGCAGCAGCUAUAGCAAAGUCACUUUUGACAAGAGGAAUCUUGUGCUAUUGGGCCCAUUGAUAGUUUCCAUCUCUGGCAUUGUGGCUACUCCGUAUGAACACAUCACAUAAACACUGGGUCAACUGAGGACAGAACCUGACUAACAUUUACUUUUUUUUUUUUUUUUUUUAAGAGAGGGCACCAAGCAAAAUCAUCUUGUCUACUUGCUUGAUGGGUGUCUCUUUGGCAGCAGAUGCUUCUGGCGGGCAUUAACAUGUUUUAGAAAGAUAUUUGCACUUUGUUUUAACUCUCAUGCCUUCUCCCAUGCAUCUCAUCCACUUGCCUCUCCCCAAACCACUUUGAAUCCAAUAUAGCAAUCUUGUUCUUUCCAGGCCUCUGCCCAACAAUUCAGCACUACCCAUGGUGUACCCUUACCUCAAGCCACAUCUCUUUCCACACAAAGUGGAUGGCCAGAUACGUUACCUGAAUCUCUGUCCAUUGGACUACAGAGAAGCAGCCAUUCAUGUUUGGUGUGUACCCAAAUUCCUAGCAGACUCAUUCAUGGACAAAGCUGGAGCUUUCUUUAUUUGCCUUUGCUUUUGCCCACCCACCCUCUGCUGCCAUGAGGCUACAGGUGUGAGGUGAAGGAAAGGUAUAUGUUCACCAAUGGCAGGUGACAUGAGAGUACAGUCCAUCAGCUCAUGCAACUUACUUGUGACCUACGGACCUGCUCAUGUUUGAUACUGGGUGUACCCAGUCUGCUUUACUGUGGAUUAUAGCUAGGCCCACCUUUGACUUGGUGUAUCUGAGAGUACACAUGAUGAGUAUUUUUAUCUGUGGAGACUUGAUGACCCACAGUCAGAUGCUCAGACUCUGCUAUGACCCAGUAGAGUAUUAGGAACUGCUUUACAAAUGCUCCAUUUAGUACUUUGUUGCAGAUGACAUGGCUUGUUCUAAACCUUAGAGGUCUAGGUACAACUCUCCUGUUGUAGCUUACCCAAGGCUUCACAUGGUAUCUGUCUCUGCUAAAGACACUUCUAGAAAUAUGUCCAAGCAGCAGGAUUGCUGCCACACAGCCUGGAACUGCCACAGAGCUUUCUUGUGUGCUGUACUCAGAACAAGCAGCCCUUGUUGUCACAAGAAAAUUGGAUUGUGGUAGCAUUACCAGUGUGACAUAUGCUCAAUUAAAUGAUGUUCUAAAAAUAUUAAUUACAAAUGCAAUUGUUAAAUAUAUAUUGACACACAUUCUCUUGGUAUCUCUUAAGGUAGGAUUUCUCACCCUCAGCACCAUUCACAUUUUGGGCCAGAUGGUUCUUUGCUGCGAGGAGUGUCCUGAGGAUGUUUAACAGCAUCCCUAGCUUUUACCUACUAGAUUCCAGCUGCACCCACACCAGUGAAGAAAACCAAAAAUGUCUCCAAAUAUUGCCAAGUGGGGGCCAAACGAGCUCAGAUUUUAUGCAAUAGAACUCAGUGGGACACCUGGGACUCUGAGGCCUUAAAAUAUAAAUAUGAAUUUGGAUUCCAUUCGUAGAUUAAUUGAGGAAACACAAAUCUUUCAGAUGCAGCAUUCAUCCAUGAAACCACACUGUGACAUGGUAGCACCUUCCUCAGCCCCCAGGAAUACCUGUAAUUCCUGUUUCUCACUUUAUGGGCUACAAUCUCAUGCUGCCCACAAUUUCUGUGCUCGCUCAUGUAACACCAACGAAUGGGAUAUUUGUGAAGAACUUCGCCUGCGAGAACUUAAAGAGGUCAAGGCCAGAGCCGCUCAGAUGGAAAAGACUAUGCGGUGGUGGUCAGACUGCACUGCCAAUUGGAGAGAAAAAUGGAGCAAAGUUCGAGCCGAAAGGAACAGUGCCAGGGAGGAAGGAAGACAACUCAGAAUAAAAUUAGAGAUGACAAUGAAAGAAUUGAGUACACUGAAAAAAAAGCAAAGUUUGCCACCUCAAAAAGAGGCAUUAGAAGCUAAAGUUACCCAGGACCUGAAACUUCCUAGUUUUGUAGAAGACUCCUUUGAACAUAGAGACCAAUUUCUACUUAAUUCACAAAUGUGCGAGUCUAUCAGAGGGAGUUUGGUAAAAAUACAAUUUCCUACAAAAGAAAUCACAAAUAAUAAGGAAGAAGGAGUGGUUGUUGAUCCAUUAAAAUUAAGUAAAGAGAUGAAACCCAAUCUAGAUUGUGUUGAUUUAUUCAAGAAUGAUGGUUCUGGACAUGGUGUAAUGAAACCUGGGCUGAGACUGCAAGCAAUAAAUCUGCCUUUGGAAAAUGAAGUAACUGAAAUUUCAGCUUUGCAGGUACAUUUGGAUGAAUUCCAAAAAGUCUUAUGGAAGGAAAGAGAAAUGCGCACAGCUUUGGAAAAAGAAGUAGAACGACUGGAGUCAGCUUUGUCUCUGUGGAAAUGGAAGUAUGAAGAACUAAAAGAAUUGAAGCCACAAAAUGUGAAAGAGUCUGACAUUCUUCAAAAUCAACAUGAAAAUGAAAUGGAAGAAAUAUCAGGAGAUAUAAAGGAAGAAUCUAAAUCUCAAAACAGCAAGGAUAGAGUGAUUUAUGAAUUAAGAAUGGAGCUAGAGAGAUUGCAGGCUGAAAAUGCCUUGGAGUGGGAGAAGAGGGAAAUACUUGAAACAGAAAAACAAGGUCUGGAGAGAGAAAAUAGAAGGCUCAAGAUCCGGGUAAAAGAAAUGGAAGAGCUCCUGGAUAGGAAAGAUGGAUUAAGUGAAAACUCUCAAGAUCCUGAUUUCAAGAUUUCACAAAUUGAUCUGCAAGAGAAAAACAAGGAACUCUUGAAUCUUCAACAUGCCUACUAUAAACUAAGCAGACAAUACCAGACAACAAAUGCAGAACUGACUCACGCAAACCAUCGUGCGGCUCAAGAUGAGGCAGAAGUAAAGAAACUGAGAUCACGAGUGGAAGAACUGAAACAGGGACUCAACCAAAAGGAAGAUGAGCUUGAUGAUUCCCUGAAUCAGAUCCGUAAGCUCCAGAGAUAUCUGGAUGAACAGAAAGAAACAAAUGAAAACUUGGAGCUUGAACUCAGGCACUUACAAAACCGGUAAUUAUUUCACAAAAUAUGGUGAAUUCAAGAUUGGGACCUUAGAUGAUGCCUUCCGCUAUAAGACUGAUCCUGCAAAGUUUAAAAGUGGAAUAAAAAAGCUUAAAGACUGUGCAUUUUCUGAUUGUUACCCUGGCUCUGUUCUCUGUUCUACAGAAUUAUUAGCGUCCCAAUUUAAUUAUUUGUAGUUCAUAAAUGUCAAAUAUUGUUGCUCUUCUAUGCAAGGAUUUUAUUCUUCUCAGAUAACCUAAGCAUAUAGGUGAAGUUAUGAUCAAUUAUCAAUUGAGAGUUUCUCUAUUUGUAUGUUUAAUGAUUUAUAUUAGCAUCUCAAUAGUUGACUUUAUUGUUAUGAUUAUAUCUGAUUUUCUAUCCUGUGUUAUGUAGGAUAUUGUAGUUCUAGCAUAUUUAAAUUAUUUUAGCCAUUUUAAUCUGUUUGGAAAAGCAGGUAUACCAUGCAUAUGGCAUUCAUAUGGCAUUUCAUGUUUAUAUAAUAUUCAAAUGACUUUAAACAUGUUUUUAUUUGGCUUUACAAGUUGAAUACAGUUGACUGUGUUUGGUUGUAUAUAUGUACAUUGUUUAACCAAGGUAUAACCAUGGCUUCCAUUUCUCUACUUUUCUAUUUGAUCACUAGAUGCUGAGUUGCACCAACCCAGAGGUGAUUUUGGAAGUUGUGUCCAUGGCACAUGCCAAAUAUGAACAUAAAGCUCACUGUGUACUUGUAAUAUUCUCCUAGAAAGACUCACAAAACCGUAUUUAUAUGGCAAAGUUUGGGGAAAGAAUUUCAUGUUAAGAAUUAGCCUAGUGAACAAGUUAGUCUUUUGUAUUCGUUUCAUACCUGCCAUAGAUAUGUAAUACCAGUACGGCAAGAUGGCCACAACAUGUAACAAUUUUGCAAUGGAAUUUUAAAAAUAGCCUAUUCAAUUCAUUCCUAGUGCUGUCCACUGUACUCAGUGGGUUUCAUGGGAUGGUGUUAUUAUUGCUAUUAUAUAGAUGAGCAAAUGGAGGUUAUUAGAUGUUCUGGAACUCAUUCAGUCUCACAUGGGUAGAACAUUAUGGACCAAGCUUUCAAGACUGUGUCUACCAGAUUCCACAGACCAUUUUCUUCUUACCCUACAGCUCUGAGCCCCAGUAUAAAGACAUUGCCAUAUUUGAAGGAGAAUAGUGGGAAGUUGGAUGCUCAACUUUAUUUUCAAAAGAGGUGCCCCUGUGACAUUGUAACUGCUGAAUUAAGGAAAUCCACUUUUGGAAGGCAGCUAUACUCACUGCUAUACCACCGAAAUCCACUUUGGAUUCAGAAUAUUACAUAAUUAGUGCAAAUAUCUUGUCAUAGAUCUGACCCUCCAGUUAAAGAACUAGACUUGGGUUCUCACCUAUGGUUGUGCUUUUCACUUUGCUUUUAAACCUACAAAAUUUACAUUCCACAUUUAAACAUACAAAAUUCAUAUAGUCUUUCAAAGCUAAGAUUGCAUAAUGAUUUCAUGGCUUGAAAUUUUAAGAAUUACAAUAGAAACAACAGAGACUUCAUGUUUAUGAUUAGUAAUUUUAAUAAGUGUCAUCUUAUCAUUUUAUAUCAUUAUUUCCUGGUGUUUUGUAUUAAUUUGUGUCAGAUUAAUUUUAAUUUUUGAAAUUUCAU